This is a messenger RNA of Saccoglossus kowalevskii, 377 nucleotides long. RefSeq names its product U2 snRNP-associated SURP motif-containing protein-like. Lineage: Eukaryota; Metazoa; Hemichordata; Enteropneusta; Harrimaniidae. The record is from RefSeq and is a predicted model, not a curated record. Gene Ontology annotation, cellular component: nucleus. Gene Ontology annotation, molecular function: RNA binding. Gene Ontology annotation, biological process: RNA processing.
ACUUUGUGCAUUGCUCUUGUUAAAGUGGUCAUCCCUACAGAAAGGCCAUUAUUGCAGCUAAUCCAUCGUAUGAUAGAAUUUGUUGUACGAGAAGGACCAAUGUUUGAAGCUAUGAUUAUGAACAGAGAAAUCAAUAACCCCAUGUUUAGGUUUUUGUUUGAAAAUCAAAGUCCAGCACAUGUUUACUACAGAUGGAGGCUUUACUCCAUUCUACAGGGAGAAACACCGACUAGAUGGAGAACUGAUGAAUUUCGGAUGUUUAAAAAUGGUUCUUGGUGGCGACCACCUCCUAUUAAUCCGUAUUUACAAGGUAUGCCAGAAGAAUUAGCACCACAAGUGGAACAUCAUAUUCCAAAGAAAGGACAACUCUCUGAAAA